Molecule: messenger RNA, 2133 nt
Organism: Kockovaella imperatae
Lineage: Eukaryota; Fungi; Basidiomycota; Tremellomycetes; Tremellales; Cuniculitremaceae
Exons: 14
Coding region: 82-1992 (636 amino acids)
Biological process (GO): DNA-templated transcription; regulation of DNA-templated transcription
Cellular component (GO): nucleus
Molecular function (GO): DNA-binding transcription factor activity, RNA polymerase II-specific; transcription cis-regulatory region binding; zinc ion binding
Source: RefSeq, a predicted model, not a curated record
GGGCCAUACCAAUAGGGGAAAUAUUCUCAUGAACCCCGUGAAAUAACGAUCGGCUGACCAUGUCACCGUUCACCGUUCAGCAUGAUGAGGACAGAGGGGCCCAGUCCAAAAGCCAACAAGAUUAGCUGUACCGGUUGUCGGGCCGUCAAGUGUAGAUGUAUCUCAGAUGGGGAUACCACACAGAAAUGCAGGCGGUGCGUGCGACUCGACUUGGAAUGUGUCUUUCUGCCGCAUCAACGAGGCAGACGCAAGGGCGCAUUGAGUCGACGACCGAGUGGAGCAGUCCAAGGUAAUCCGGAUGUCACUGGCCAAGCUUCUGCACCUCCGUCACCUACACCAGCGUCGAAUACAGACAACGACAAGCACAAUGAGGACGAUGGAGCCAAAGAGAAGCGUCUUGGUGCCCCGGCCAGCUCAGUCUAUCAUGCCGUGGCGGACCGAACGACGUUCUCCAUUGCAGGUGUAAUGGAACGGAAUAAAACUACUCCUACAUACUCUGGCUCCAGCCCAAGAUCAGUGGUCAGCUUCCAGAACGAUCCCGUUUCGAUCAGACUGCUGUCCAUGGAUGAGGCAGACUCUUUGUUUCACCAUUACCACGAACAUUUGCAAACUUGCGUUUGUCAGCUAGAUCCAGCGAUACAUAACGCAGAAUACACUCGAUCUCAGUCAUUGCAGCUAUUCACGGCAGUACUGGCCGUCUCCGCGAAAUUCUUUCGGCCGGAACUGUACGAACGACUGUUAGACAUGGCAAACAGCCUAGUUGGCCAGGCAAUCUAUGCCAACAUCUACGCCAUCGAGAUCGUUCAAGCGAUCUGUCUACUGCACUAUUGGAAGAAGCCUAUCGACAGCAGUGGAUGGUUACGUCUGGGACACGCAAUCCGACUGGCCUACCAGCUAGAUCUGCAUUUGCCUCGGAGGCAGGACUUUGACGAUAAUGAGCGACAGGCAAGAUUUCAAAUAGACCGUGAACGGACUUGGAUAUCUCUCUUCUGCUUUGACUCUACUAUGACAGAACUAUCUGAUCGCCCAUCUAUGAUGCACAAAGUGCCCGACGUUGCGGGAUGGCUUCGUAGUAUUCCUUACCCCUUGCCCUCGGAUGGACAGCUGGAAUUCGCCGUGAAAACCAGUGUUCUGAGCUCUGAAGUCCGACAGCUCCAGCAAUGUCGAGCUGAGUUUCCUCUGAUUCGGUCCGGAUUGAAGCGUAUAUCGGACGAGUUGGACAGGUCAUAUGACGCCCUCACUUCGCCAGAUUCUCCGGUUCAGCUCACAACGACAUCUCGAAGCAUUCUCAAAUUUAGUCGCUUGGCUCAGCAAUUGCUAAUUGAAUGUACCCUUCUGUCGUUUGCGCCGCGAGCCAAACGCAUCGGUCUACUCCACACUUGCAUCGCAACAAGCAUCGAGAUGCUUGACACGGUAGUCGAGGGGUUCGCCAAGAAGGGAGUGAUGCCAAUGAUUGAAGACGCCCACUCUGUCGCGGUUGCCUCUACCGUCGUGCGCUUGAUCCGCUUUUCAUCCUACAUUGAGCCCUCGGCGCGGUCAACAGUCAUGCGCAAACUCACCAGAGUUGUCGUCGUCUGUCGAGAAGCAGCUCGAGGCGAUCAAGGCUCACAUCCGGCGUACUUGGCCCGAUUUAUCCACGCCCUCAUUGACAAUGCGGAUCACUCCCGUCAUCCCUCCAGGGCGCCAACCCCUAGUGCCUUGCCUGAUCAGACCUUGGGCAGCGCUUUCUUGCCUUUGUCUUCCCAGUCGAUUAGCCCCGAGAACUGGCUGGAUGAUCUGAACAACAUUGUGACCCAGGAGCCUGCCCUUCUCUUGGAAGAACAACAGACUUUCUGGGAUGGCUUCCCGAUCCUCGCCGGUGCGAUGAAUACCGCACCACUGAUACCCGACUGGGAAUCGCUUCUGCAGAUAGAUCAGGGUCGAAACGAGUGGGCCACGAAUGAGCAUUGGAACGUCCAGUCACUGGGAUUACAACAAAACGCUCAAUUAUAAACCGCAUUGGUCGAUGAGGGGCGCUAAUACCUUGGGUCAAAUUUGUAUAGUCGGUUUUUAAUCAGACUUGGAGCAGAAUUGCUUUGGAUCAAUCCCAUACUCCAUGCAUAAUAGCCUGCGUUAUCCGAUGAUAUGUAUAGG